Dermochelys coriacea (leatherback sea turtle) is the source of this 1541-nucleotide messenger RNA. RefSeq names its product nudix hydrolase 2 (gene NUDT2). The record is from RefSeq and is a predicted model, not a curated record. The coding region runs from base 112 to 561 and encodes 149 amino acids. Gene Ontology annotation, molecular function: bis(5'-nucleosyl)-tetraphosphatase (asymmetrical) activity. The transcript is spliced from 3 exons. NCBI's taxonomy places the organism in Eukaryota, Metazoa, Chordata, Testudines, Dermochelyidae. Gene Ontology annotation, biological process: ATP biosynthetic process; AMP biosynthetic process.
CUCCAUGUGUGAUUGGCUGAGGCUGGUGUCAGUCUGUAUCAGGCUCGCCCCUUAGCGCUGUUCCUCUUCUCCCGGAAGAGCAGGAGCUGGGAGGCGGUUAGCAGGAGGACCAUGGCUCUAAGAGCAUGUGGCUUGAUAAUCUACAGGAGGCUACAGGCAGGAUCCCCUUCUUCUAAAGUCGGUGACAACAUUGAAUACCUUCUUCUGCAGACAUCCUAUGGCACACAUCACUGGACCCCGCCAAAAGGCCAUGUGGAUCCAGGUGAAGAUGAUCUACAGACAGCCCUGCGGGAGACACAGGAAGAGGCUGGACUCAAUUCUAGUCAGUUCACCCUCAUUGAAGGGUUUAAGAAGGAACUGCAAUACAUUGUCAGAAGCAAACCCAAAACAGUCAUCUACUGGCUGGCAGAAAUGAACGACUGUAACACGGAGAUCAAGCUCUCAGAUGAGCAUCAGGCUUUUCGUUGGCUGAAGCUGGAAGAGGCCUGCAAAUGUGCUGAGUAUAAGGAGAUGCAGGCAGCAUUCAGAGCUGUGCAUCAGUUUCUUUGUUCCAAAGCAUAAAUGCUUUCAUGGAGGGAAAUGGGGAUUUUCAAAGAAACCUGGGCUGCUCUUUAAACAAGAAUAAAAUGGGGGUUGUGCAGAAAUGUAAAUUUUAUACCAACCUGCUGUAUGGGGUUAAGAUACUCUGAGCUUCUGUGGAGCUUGUGCUUUUACCUCCCCUAGGUUAUCCUAGCUCAUGUAGAGAAGCAUGGUCUGAUCUAAUCAUGAACCAGAGAGCUCUGAGAUCAAAUCCCUGCACUGACUAUCACUCCCCUUGUUGCUUUUGUCAGGUCACUUACGCCCUGAAUUUCAGAAGUGCUGAGCAGCCCAGGUCCUAUUGAAAAUCGAAUCCUUGACCUCUCCUGACACCAGAAGGACGGUAUUGAGAAAGGGAACAUAAGGAGAAUUUUAAUAAUAAAAUACAAUUACAAAAAUUAGGUCCUGAGUUUCGAGCAGAAGAGCAGUAGCCCGAACUGCUGGGCUCUAUUCCCAGCUUCACUGACUCCUUCUGGUAACUUGGGCAAACCAUUUCAUCUUUGCCAACUGUAACAUGAGUUGUAUUUCCUUACCUUGUACGUUUAAAGUUUGCAAAGUUCUUUGAGAGCCUGGGAUGGAAGGUGUUAGAGAUGAACAAAAUUUAACUGAUAAUUUCAAACAUCCUCUGCUAUUUUUGUUGUCUCUUAUUUUGGUCUGUGUCCCACCCGUUGAAGGUCAGCAGUAUAUUAUACACUUGGUCUUGGUGGUAUAAUGAGUCUAUGCCUACAUUGAGCGGAGGACCUUCUGCUCUAGAAAUCUAAGCAAAUCUCCAGUAGCUGUGAUAGUAUCUAUGGGUUGCAGUCCCUAGUGGGCAAUAUGGUCACUUGCCCUUGAGCACGUCUGGCAUUCCAUGCAAUAGCUGCCAGUGCUAUGCACACACAAGCUAGAACAUUAGAGGUGAGAGCUAGAAUUAACUCUUGUCUCUGGGCCUUAUCUCACAAAGUGCUAAGCCACUGAAUACCUUU